GCUGUUGUCUGUGGUCAGUUGUUCCUUGCCAUAUCCCGUAGAUACACAGCUCUUGAACAAGAUCCUCCUCAGGACUGGACUCCCCGAGCCCGCCUAGCUGAGUGAAUGGAGAGGGGCGUGCUUCCAAAGCCUCUAUUCCCCCCUUGCCUUUCCUGCUUUCAUCCCAACUCCCCUCUGCCAAGAAAAUACCAGACACACGCAUUUUUCUCCUCCAAUAAAAUCUUCCAACCAUAUCUAAGCCGCAACGACGCCGAGCAGAGCCGCAAUGACGCGCGCAGAGCCGCACUCGGCCGGCCCAAACGACAUCACUGGCCGAGAUUCUGUGACUCCCAAUCUCCAUCUGAUCUUGUCAGUUGUUCCCAAGUGGAGACCAAGCAGGCAACGAGACCAUUGUUUACUCUUCUGUUCGCUCGAGAUAACCAGAUUUGCGAGCAGAUAGCGGAAUUCGCAAGGCCCCACCCGUAGAGCGUGGGUCACAAAUUCCCAGUAUAUAUUGAGCACUUCCCAUCCUCGUCUGCCCUCCCAAUUCUCUUCUCUCCCAGGCUCAACAGGAUCAUCUUCUUCUUCUCUUGUUCUCAAGCAUCUAACCUGUCCCACCACCCAUUCGCCACUCCUUUGCCUUUGCCCAAGCCUCUCUUUACCGCCAAAAUGGUCUCUGUUACCUUCUUUGCUACCAUCCUCUCCAUGGGGCUUGCUGUCCUUGCAGCCCCGGCCAACUUCAACAACACUUCGGUGGUCGAGGCCCGCGACAGCUGUGACUCCACGAAGUCUUUCUGUCCCAAGGGUGACCGCGGUCAGUGCAACCCCGGAGUUGACGGGUGCAUGCAUAUCUAUUAUUGCGAGCACAUCUGGUCGCAGGGCGACUGUGCUCACAGUUACUCUUGGACCGGCGAGUGUCAUAACAUUCCCGCCAAAUUUGACAAUGCCAUCAGCUCCAUUGCCAACGAGAAUGUCGACCAAUCCGACUGCCACUGGUUUGAUGGUGCGGAUUGCACCGGCGCCCAGUAUUCGAACGAGAACGACCAAAACCUUGCCGAUGGCAAUGGUUGGUGGAACGACCGUAUCAGCUCCUACCGCUGCGACUACCAUGGCCCGGCUUCUUAA
Molecule: messenger RNA, 1104 nt
Organism: Podospora pseudocomata
Lineage: Eukaryota; Fungi; Ascomycota; Sordariomycetes; Sordariales; Podosporaceae
Exons: 3
Coding region: 649-1104 (151 amino acids)
Source: RefSeq, a predicted model, not a curated record